Molecule: messenger RNA, 926 nt
Organism: Abrus precatorius (Indian licorice)
Lineage: Eukaryota; Viridiplantae; Streptophyta; Magnoliopsida; Fabales; Fabaceae
Product: fasciclin-like arabinogalactan protein 11
Exons: 1
Coding region: 39-782 (247 amino acids)
Source: RefSeq, a predicted model, not a curated record
CUUGGUUAAUUAAACUUCUUAGCUUCUUCCUCAUACCAAUGGCAAAGCUAUUCCAUUUCCUCCCUCUCCUCUUCCUCACCAUGAUAAUCCAAACAAUUCAUGCUCAAACAAUAGCGCCAGCACCAUCAGGACCCACCAACAUCACCCAAGUCCUAGAAAAAGCAGGGCAAUUCACAACAUUCAUGAAACUUCUCAAAGCAACACAAGUAGCUGAUCGCAUCAAUUCUCAACUCAACAACUCAAACCAAGGCUUAACCAUCUUUGCACCCACUGAUAAUGCGUUCUCAAGUCUAAAAGCAGGAACACUAAACUCCAUCAACACCCAAGAUCAACUCCAGCUGUUGCAGUUCCAUAUACUCCCAAAUCUCUACACAAUGUCACAGUUCCAAACAGCAAGUAACCCAUUGCACACACAAGCUGGGAACAGUGAUGAUGGAGAGUACCCUUUGAAUGUUACCACCUCAGGGAACCAAGUGAAUGUAACAACUGGGGUGGUGGAUACAACAGUGUCCAAUGUUAUAUAUAGUGAUAACCAACUUGCGGUGUAUCAGGUGGACAAGGUGCUCCUUCCUAUGGCACUCUUUGGCCAAGCGCCGACAGCGGCGCCGGCGGAGGCUCCGGCGCCGACAAAGCCGGAGAAAAAUGUCCGGGAGGCUGACUCUCCAACAGGAACGUCGGAUACAUCGGUUGAUGCUUCGAGUGCUGUGAGUUUGAAUAGCCAGACAGUUAAAGGUGUUACAUUCGUUGUUUCGGUUAUUGCUAUGAUUGUUUCUUGUUUCUGAAUGUAAUUCUUAGGAUGUCUCGUGUUUUUCUGUUUCUAUUAUUAUUAUUUUUCCCUCCUCGAGCUAGUUUGGGUUUAUUGAUGAUGGGGGUGGAGAUCUCGUGUGCUGUUGUUGUUACGAAGAUGAAAAAUUUUGGGUUCAAUA